Molecule: messenger RNA, 2643 nt
Organism: Humulus lupulus (European hop)
Lineage: Eukaryota; Viridiplantae; Streptophyta; Magnoliopsida; Rosales; Cannabaceae
Product: receptor-like protein kinase ANXUR1
Exons: 1
Coding region: 1-2583 (860 amino acids)
Biological process (GO): protein phosphorylation
Molecular function (GO): protein kinase activity; ATP binding
Source: RefSeq, a predicted model, not a curated record
AUGAACUCCAAUACCAAUAUCAUAUAUUGUGUUGUUUUGUUCUUAUCUUUGGAAUUUGUUAUAAGCAAAAACUUGGAAUCAGAAUCGACGGUGUCUGAAUCUUAUGUCCUUUCGUGUGGAGCUCAGAUCGAAAGCACGGAUACUAAUGGUAGAAAAUGGAUACCGGAUACAAAAGUGAUAACGCCAUCAGGUGUUUCUAUAAAUGCUACCGCAAUGCACCAAGACCCUUCUUUGCCUUCUCAAGUGCCUUACAUGACAGCUAGAAUUUUCACCUCUGAAUCCACAUAUAACUUCAUUGUUCAGCCAAAGAAACGUAUCUGGAUCAGGCUCCAUUUUUAUCCAUCUUAUUACGAUGAUCUCAAUCCAAGUGAUUCAUAUUUCUCUGUCAUUGCAAACGGGUUUACUCUCCUCAACAAUUUCAGUGCCUCCAUUACAGCUGAAGCUCUUACACAAGCCUAUAUAAUCAAAGAAUUCUCUUUUCUUCCUGUCCUAAAUGGUAAUCUCUCUAUCAGCUUCAAGCCCUUUCCACAGCAAAAUGGCUCAUUUGCUUUUGUCAAUGGAAUUGAGGUAAUUCCCAUGCCAGACAUAUUUGAGCCUGCAAACUUGGUUGGACUCGUUGGCCAAACAAUCGAUGUUCGAUCUUCUUUGGUUCAAACUAUGUUUAGGCUGAAUGUUGGUGGACAGUACAUUCCAACAACUAGUGACUCAGGUCUUAGCCGUACAUGGUAUGAUGAUUCUCCUUACAUGUUCGGAACAGCCUAUGGAAUAACCUCAGAAGCUGGUAAGAACCUUAGCAUUGAUUAUCCUCCUCAUAUGCCAGAGUACAUUGCUCCAAGGAGUGUGUAUAGAUCAGCUAGAUCAAUGGGAACUAGUUCAAACACCAAUCAGAACUACAAUCUCACUUGGAUUUUUGAAGUUGAUGCAUAUUUCACCUAUGUUGUUAGGUUCCAUUUCUGUGAGAUUGAGCUCACAAAGAUCAAUGAGAGAGUGUUUGAUAUAUUUCUCAACAACCAAACAGCCCAACCUUCUGUGGAUGUGAUUGCUUUGGCUGGAUCAAGAGGAGUUCCAUUGUACAAAGAUUUUGCUAUUUAUGUGAAUGACAGCAGCAAUGGUGAGGCAAAAUUAUGGGUUGCCCUGCAUCCAACUGUGUCAUCUAAACCCGAAUAUUUAGAUGCAUUUCUUAAUGGCUUAGAGAUUUUCAAGGUAAAUGACACACAUGGGAACUUGGCAGGGCCUAAUCCUGUCCCUUCGGAGAUGCGCCAAGAGGAUGAGGUAGAGGUGGACAAUUCUCUUCCAUUGGGAUUACGUUAUGAAGCAAUUGGUGGCAUUGCUGGUGGUGUUGCUGGUGGUGCUGCUGGUUUCGCUGUAGUUGCAUCUGUCUGCUUUCUUGUGUACCAACAUAGGAGAAGAAAACAAAAAGGAAUGGAUUCUGGGCCUGCUAAUUGGCUGCCAAUCUAUGGAAGUUCAUAUGCAUCAACUUUCACUAAUCGAAGUACUAAUAGCAGCCCUCUUUCGAAUCUUGCAAGUCUUUGCAGACAUUUUUCUCUGGCCGAGAUUAGGCAAGGUUCAAAGAAUUUUGAUGAGUCACAAGUUGUUGGGGUUGGAGGAUUUGGAAAAGUGUACAAAGGAACUAUGGAUGGAGUGAUCAAAGUUGCAAUAAAAAGAUCAAAUCCAUCUUCAACACAAGGAUUCAUAGAGUUCCAAACUGAAAUUGAAUUGCUCUCAAAGCUGAGGCACAAGCAUUUAGUCUCCUUGAUUGGUUUCUGUGCAGAAGCAGGUGAGAUGAUUCUUGUGUAUGAUUACAUGUCUAAUGGGACUCUAAGGGAACACUUAUUUAAGAGCUCAAACCCUCCAUUACCUUGGCAGAAGAGGUUGGAGAUUUGCAUUGGAGCAGCAAAAGGAUUGCAUUACCUCCACACUGGAGUGAAUUACACCAUCAUUCAUAGAGAUGUGAAGACUACAAACAUUUUGUUGGAUGAGAAUUGGGAAGCAAAAGUUUCUGAUUUUGGGUUAUCAAAACAAGGUCCUAGUAUCAAUCAAACUCAUAUUAGUACAAUGGUGAAGGGCAGCUUUGGAUAUUUGGACCCCGAAUACUUUCGCAGACAAAAAUUGACAGAAAAAUCAGAUGUUUACUCCUUUGGUGUUGUUCUGUUUGAAGUGUUAUGUGCUAGGCCAGCUCUUGAUGAUAGUUUGCCAAAGGAACAAGUCAAUCUUGCAGAUUGGGUCUUAUACUGCCAAAAGAGAGGAACUUUAGAAGAAAUUAUCGAUCCAAAUCUUAAGGGAUCGGUUAACAUUGAGUGUUUCAAAAAGUUUGCUGAGACAGCGGAGAAGUGUUUGAGUGAUCAUGGAGUGGAUCGUCCUUCAAUGGGUGAUGUUCUAUGGAACCUUGAGUAUGCACUUCAACUGAAUGAAAAUCCUGAGGCUGCAAGAGCUUUUGCAGAAAGGAAUGUGAGUAAUAGUGAUAAUGCUUUGCAUUCUUCCAUAAUAAACAUUGAGGGGGAGGAGAGGCCAGCUACCCAGAUAACUAAUGAUUUACACACUGUUCCAGUUUUUUCACAGCUUGUGAAUCCAAAAGGAAGAUAAUACUUCAAUUUUGUUAGUUUUUUUUUUUUUUUAAAUUUCUGUUUAUAGGGACUUUUGUAU